AUGCGAUGUCCCGUUCUUGCUCGAAUCUGUUUAGAUGGCCUAGGAGAUAGUCAGGAAGGUCUAGUCAAACGGCUUGACUCUUUAUGUUUAGGGCCCAGUUCAGAGAAAGUAACAAUUUUGGCCCGGCAAAGAUCUGAGAUAAGAAAAGAACGAGUUAGCAUGCACUCUUUUGAUCUAAUCAAGCAAGUUACAACUGCAAUUGGCCAGUCAACAAGUGACUUAGAAAUGCGAGACAAAAUCAAACAUGUUUUAGCCGGACAAACCACACAAGCCAGUUCUAUUCUAACACGCGAGGGCCUAUACUUAGUUCUGAAACAAGCUCUAACUCAACUCAACUCUAACUCAACCUAA
Molecule: messenger RNA, 351 nt
Organism: Nematocida homosporus
Lineage: Eukaryota; Fungi; Microsporidia
Exons: 1
Coding region: 1-351 (116 amino acids)
Source: RefSeq, a predicted model, not a curated record